AUGUCCGCAGAUCUGUUGGCGGAGUUCGGCCAGGCUCCAAGCGCUGCGCAAAGCUCCAGCGGUCCGACUCAGACAGCACAGCCAUCGUCAAGCUUCCUAAUAGACAAUACGGAUCAAUCAGACGACAUAUUCUUCGGCAACUCAUCAAAAGCUCCCAUUCAGUCUGCAAUACAUUCUCAGCAGCACGGAUGGAAGGCAUCUGGGCCAGGUUCACAGCCUUCCGAGGCCCUCCGUCAGGCUGCUCAUCGGCCUCAAUCUACUUCAUUCGAUCUUCCUCGAAAUCGUGACAGUGAUGUACUGUUUGAUGCUACUGAGGAUUCACCUGCCGGUAGCUCUGACGAGGAUGACUGGGGUGAUUUUGAAGGCCCAGCGACCAAUGCCACUCAACCUCCAAAGCAGGCCAAUUCUCAGAUUGACCCAAGGAUACCUGCAACUCAAGCGACGAGGACCCAGAUUCGCCAAGCCCAGGGUAGUUCUUCUGUUGUUGAUCUACUUGGGGAACUGUCUGUAUCAGAAUCUGAGGUUCGAUUUCAAGAGCCAGUACCCACUCCAUCCUUUUCCCGGCCGGGGCCGAAUGACGACUCUUUUGAGGAUUGGGGUGACUUUACGAAGGCUCAAGCUGUAAAGCCUCCGCCGCCCGAACAUCUCCCCGAGGAGCAGGACUCAUUCUCGGAGUGGGAUGAUUUCACGGACGGUGCACCUACUCAAGCAGUUCCAUCUGCGCCGGAUCAAAGCCAGUCUUCACGCACAGCCAGCGCUUCGAGCCCGUUUUCAUCGGUCAAGAGCACGCCGGCUGCCAUGUCCAUGGGGAAAUCAAGCUCACAGAUGCCCAAAAAGUCAACGUCUCCAGCACAAGAUUGGGACGAAGACUCAUUCGAGGACUGGGCGGACUUUAACGAUGAUCCAGAAACGCAACCUCCUCAAGUCUAUUCCACGUCAACGCCGAAACCGCCACAGCCACCAUCUCUAGCUACGUCGGCUUCAACGUCGACAAUAAAGACGUCUCAUCCAGGGCCGACAACCUCGACCCCAAUUGUCCGGCCCACAAACAUCCCACCGCCCUCUAUCCUCCUCGAACACCUCCUUUCACUCAUGCGCACAGUGAUCAACGAAGCACAAACGGCUCAAGCCCGCCCAGGCCGCCAAAGGGAACAACUCGCCCCACGAAUCCAAAACAUCCUCUAUACAGCAGCCCGUAUCAUCGCAGGCCGCACCUACCGCUGGAAACGCGACACCAUCCUAGCACAAAGCAUGCGCAUCGGACCUGCUCGCGCCGGAAAAGCCGGCGGCAUGAAGCUCAGCGCCGUCAAUAAGCACGAAAACGUCAAGGAGGAACAAGAUGCCGUAGAUCUGCUGACCAUAUGGCGUGAACGUGCGUCACUGUUGAAUGCCGUGGUUCAAUCCGCGGGGUUGAAACCGGUUCCUGCUCUGCCAAGCCCAGCGGCCUUGAAGGUUUUUACGGCUAGGGCUGAGCAGGGCGCUAUCAAGGCGGGUCAUGCUUGUGCACUUUGUGCUUUGAAAAGAGAUGAGCGACUCUUGAAGAUCGACGACGAUCAGGUGCAGGAUAGCUUUGGCGAGUGGUGGACUGAUCAUUGGGGCCAUACCGGGUGUCGGGUCUUUUGGGAGGAGAACAGGGGACUGCUAAUGCAGCGAUGA
Penicillium diatomitis is the source of this 1656-nucleotide messenger RNA. RefSeq lists its product as uncharacterized. Bases 1 to 1656 code for a protein of 551 amino acids. The transcript has a single exon. NCBI's taxonomy places the organism in Eukaryota, Fungi, Ascomycota, Eurotiomycetes, Eurotiales, Aspergillaceae. The record is from RefSeq and is a predicted model, not a curated record.